CUCACCUUCUUAUGAAAAGUCACAUGAACGUGAUAGGUCAAGGGAUGUUGAAGAAAAUAGGGCAUUGAAAGAAGAAAAUUCAGCUUUGAGAUCCCAAGUCACUUUGCUUGAAGAAAGACUAGAACAUCUUGAGAGGACUCAAUCUAAUGUUUUGCAGUCAUCUGCAGUAGCAGACCUCCUGACCUACGUAAACAUUGCCGAUGAUGAUAUUAAUAUCAAUGAAUAUAAUGAUAAAAGUCAUAAAGAUAAGGGAAGAGAAAAUUCAUUCUCACCUGGCAAGUCAUAUGACCCAACUCAAACAAGGUUUAAACAUGAACAAUUAAAAGAAGUACUUCGGGCAGCCAAGCAAUUGGCACACAAAAAUCUCCGCCUGUUAGUAAAUGAGAACAAAAGCUGGCUCCACCAGAGAGACUUUGUUGAACUUACUAUCCUUCUUGCUCUUAAGAAACGUAUUAAUAAAAGCCUUAAAUAUCUUGAUGAAGAAGUAGUUCAGUGCUUAAGACUAACUAUAAAAGCCAAAGAUGAACUUGCUGAAGUAGUAGUUGGAACAGCAUACCACUCUGACAAAAUCUCUGAGAUGGAUGAAGAACUUGCAGAGUAUGAAAGAACUAUUAAUAAACGAUAUAACAAAGGUGGUAAAGAUAAUGAGAUUUAUAAUAAUGAUCAUGUUGUUAAGGUGCAGAAUCCAACAUGGAGAUCUAAAAGGAUGGAUCUAUCAAAAUCUCCGCUCGAUGCCUCUUUUUGGACUAUUUUCUCAUCUUACGAUCCUAAUAAAUACAACAAACAUAACAAUAAUAAUAAAAAAUCAAGGCCCAGUAAUAAUAAGUUUGCUACUGAUUCUGAAUCAAGUGAUGAUUCUGGGUCUAAUAACAAUUCUGGGUUCAUUAACAAAUCUGGGUUCAACAAUAAUGACAAUUCUGGGUCCACUAAUGGUAACAAUUCUGAGUUCAACAACAAUUCUGAGUCUAACAACAAUUCUGGGUCCAACAAAUAUUCUGGGUCCAACAAUGACAACAAUUCUGGGUCUAACGACAAUUCUGGAUCCAACAAUGACAAUUCUGGAAACAAUUCUGGGUCUAACAAUGAUAAUUCUGAGUCCAAUAAUGAUGAUUCCGGGUCCAAUAACAACAAUUCUGGAUCUGAUAACACCAAUUCUGGGUUCAACAAUGCUGGGUCCAACAAUGAUUCUGGGCAAUCAAAAAAAAGAUCUGUAUCAAAAGAAUUUAGAAAUGAAAGAACUUCCAAAUCAAGUCGUCGUGAGUAUGAUAUUUUAUCCAGAAAUACUAUACGAAAAUUAACUCAAACUAAAUCUUCUUCCAAGCAUCAACGGAAUCAUAAUGUGUCUAGUGAUAAAUUUGGUAUUUGUAGCAGUGAAAAUGAAGAGGAUGGGGAUUAUGUUGAGUGA
This is a messenger RNA of Dentiscutata heterogama, 1405 nucleotides long. The record is from the annotation of a GenBank genome assembly. Lineage: Eukaryota; Fungi; Glomeromycota; Glomeromycetes; Diversisporales; Gigasporaceae.